Molecule: messenger RNA, 306 nt
Organism: Pieris macdunnoughi
Lineage: Eukaryota; Metazoa; Arthropoda; Insecta; Lepidoptera; Pieridae
Source: the annotation of a GenBank genome assembly
AUGACUUCAAGUGAUAUUUCUACUGAAAUUCGGUAUAUACCAAACAUGCUUUCUAAACAUAAGAAGGAUGGUCAUAGUGAUGACAGCGACAUUAUCGAUGAUGAUACAAUGAUGUCUAUUCUUUCUGACCAAACAUCAUACAAUACACAAACUGAUAAAUCGCAAUUCAAUACAGAUGAUACCAAUUUGGCAACAAUUGACGGCCCUACGACUGAUGCUGCAACUGCACAAAAUGCUAUUUCGCCACAGAUACGAUAUGGACACCUGGACCGUCGCAUACCCCAUCCAGAGCUUUUGGAACGUUAG